CUAACGUAACAAUGACUACACGGAAAUAUUAAAUGUAACUCGACUAAUUACACAUACAUCUUCAUAACUCGGCUAACUUGCAUCUGAAGUGCGUGUGCGACAAUUGAUAAUAGUGAUACUUCAUUAGUGAAAAGUGAAAGAAGCAAAAUCUAUGGAUUAACUAUGGGAAUAUGGCCAAAGAUCGUCCUAAAGAAAGCAGUUGCAGCGCCUUAGCGAGAAUUCUCAGGGACUUUUGCAGUUGCUCGGAAAACGCAGCAUGGUCACCCGACAUGACGUCAGACAGAAAAGGGCCAUUCCUAAAAAGCGAGCUAACAAACAUGUCCGCAAUGCGCAGACGCAUCAUGACUAUUGCAAGGCGCAAAAAACACGUCACAGAACAACCGAAGAGCGAGAAGAAAUCUGAAACGCUAACAUCGAACAUAAUAAACACAGUCAGCUCACAGAACAGCACAAUGCGGAGAAACAUCGACAACUUCCUUAUAUCCCGACGCAUGGUCGCGUUGGACGAGGAUAUAUACGAGAAACCAAUAGCGAGUUAUUCCUCGUAUGGAGAGAAUUGGUCGCUAAGCAAAUCUUGGAAGAGCAACAAUGCUGAAUACUUCAAUCGUACGCUGAAUGCUGAUAGGACUUUGGAACCAAUCGACGAAGUACCGAAGCGAAAGAAGCGGAAUCGGAAAAUGAAAGAACAGCUACGUUACGAUAGAAAUAUUAAGCGUCAUAUUCGGAUACGAGUUAUGCUGUCUUUGAGAAUGCGUCGGUAUGUGAGGAGGAGGUAUCGGAGUGCGAUACAAAAUGUCCCAGUACCACCAAGGAAGUUUCCGCGAGGUGCAUCUGUUACAUCCAGUUUUGGGACAAGGUCGUACCGAAGUGUUAUGACGGAUAAAACCAAUGAUGGGACGGUACUCUUUGAUAUUCAUGAGGCUAGGAAUACAACGAUGGAGCUGUGCCACAAUUAUGAUGAAGACCUCGACACGUUGGAUAUUGCGUUACGCGCCGGAAAUUUUAGGAGCGGAAGACUGGCUGUCGAAGGUUGGUGGUGUGGUAGGGCGAUGCCUGGCGGCAGAGCCAACAAUGGAGCCCUGGCGCUUCACUACGCAGCCGCUAGGGGCUGCCUUGAUUGCGUGCGCUUGCUGGCGAACACUACACCUGAUGUAUCUGCGAACACGGCUAUGGACAAUGACGUCACUCCUGUAUACCUAGCGGCGCAGGAGGGUCACCUGGCAGUGCUCAAGUAUUUAGUGUUGGAAGCUGGAGGGAGAUUAGAUGCGCGUGCUCGUGAUGGGAUGCUGCCAAUACAUGCGGCGGCGCAGACUGGAUGUCUGGACUGUGUCAAAUGGAUGAUCGUAGAACGUGGAGUAGACCCAAAUGCCAGAGAUGGAGAUGGUGCCACUCCUCUUCACUUUGCAGCCUCGCGGGGCCACUUGUCCACAGUCCGCUGGCUGCUCAGACAUGGGGCAAGACUCCAUUUGGACAGACAUGGCAAAAGUCCCAUUAACGAUGCUGCUGAGAAUCAUCAUUUAGAGUGUUUAAACGUUUUGGUGGCGGCGGGUGCAGCGGGCGACAACAAGCAAUUAUCCUCAUACAAGGCGGUCCACUCCUGCGCAUGUACUCCCGGAGAAACAAGAUGUGCUCUCUCAAGCUGCAUCAACGCGAGCAACCGGUCUCCAUUCUACCUUCACGGACCAGAGCGUUGUGCAUCAACCCGAGAGCGUCGUGGGUCUGUCUCCUCAACCGUGGGGUCCAUCGGCUCAUCCAGAUCUGGGCCAGCCGAUGGUUUGUACGUCAACCCAAUGCAGAGAACGGCGCCAGUGGCACAGCAUAGUUCUUCGGGAGAGGAAAGCUCAGGAUGUUCCGCAUCAGAAGCAGACACAACAAACUCCGGUGGUUGGUUCCUGCACGGGUCCACCAACACGUCUGGAGCCCCUGCUGCUUUAUACCAACGAGUCAGGGACCUGUUCCACACUCGUUCUCCAGGGCCGAGGGUCCCUGCUGAAGGUCAGGAGGCUCCCACUAUGACAGUGAAAGCUGAGGUGCAUGGAACCAAGGAGGUGGCUCAGGAACAAUCAGACAGCGACAGUGGAGCUGAUGCGAAUCGCAGAGAUCACCAUUAUGAAGAUAUCUAUUUAGCGAGGGAUGAACAUCAUAGGAAGAGAAGCAGUUCUAGAGACUCCGGAAGUCACAGCAGACCAGGCAGCGCGGCGCUAGUCGUAGACUAUGACAGCAAAGAUAAUGCCGCUGAUGGAUCAAACAAAAACUACGAAGAAGUCUCGCCACCACCUUUGGAGACACAGACCAAGUCUACCAUUGCCACCAAGUUAGCAGCACUGACACACAAAGCGCAGAACUUCGCAAGUCGUAUAUCAUCAGCAGCAGGAAGCCGUCGCGCAUCAGUAUCAGAUGACACAGUCGUGGUGCAAGCCUCUGCAUCAUCAGGGGUUUCAUCUGGGGGCAGUUCUGGGGAUGAAGCUCCACCGCCUCCUCCGCCGCCGCCGCCACCUGUGGUUUUGGAGGAACCAGCGCUGAAGCCGUCUGAGUUGAGGAGCAGGCUUGGGGGGCGUCGCGACUCGACGUGCGCAGACGACGACCGACCGCGUUGCCCGAACCUCGUGAACAAACAGCCGGCUCUGCCGUUCGUGCCUCCCGCGUUCCCUCACAACGCGCCCGACCGACUCAUCAAACCCUCGGAGUAUUUGAAGACAAUCACGGCGCCCUGCAAGAGGGACGAAGGCGCGGCGGAGGCACGCCCUCCCCCGCCGCCGCCCGCGCCCCAGCCCAUCCCGCCGCCACCCCCGCAGCCACCUGUAAACAAUCAACCCCUGGCGGCGAUCAGCAGCGCCGAACUUUCGGCUGUGAGGCUCAAGACAACAGUGACGAAGACGGUAUCGGCACCACCUACUCGGUCGCUGAGCCUACAAUGCUUGCCUAGCGCUGCGGAGAUAUACAAAAACGCAAAAACGGAUCUGAUAGAAGAAUUGAAGAUGUCCAAGGAUAUAACGGGGAUUAAGAAGAUGAAGGUGGAACGAGCGAGACGCGAGAGUCUGCAAGACAAGGAGACGUUUACGGAGUUUACAAAACGAUUCACAGCGGAUAACUUUGUUGAUCAGGGUAAUUCACAGAUCCCUGAGCGUGAUGCUGCUGGCAACGUUAUCCCGGUUUGGAAGCGGCAGAUGAUGGCUAGAAGAGCUGCAGAGAAGGCAAGGAGAGAUCUGGAGAGAGAGUUGGCGGGAGAAGCGGAGAGAAGAAGGGCUGCAGCUGUGCCUGCUUGGAAAAGGCAACUGCUGGCACGGAGAGAAGAGGCGGAGUGUAGAUUGAGACAAUCCUUAUACACUCCAAAAGUGGAAGACAACGGUAAUGGAGACUGGCGUCCCUAUCCAGCUGGAGGUCGCGCCGUAUCAAUAGACAACAUCACGCUUUGUUAUGAUGCGCCUGCGCAACCUACCCGCGCGCCAUCUGAAAUGAAACUUUCAACAGAACACUGCAAUGGGCACACAAACGGUAAACCGGAACGCGAAGAAGAGUCAGCGAAAAUUAUCCCCUGGAGAGCUCAGCUCCGCAAAACGAACAGCAAACUUAAUUUACUGGAAUAGUUGAGAAAUUUAUGAAAUAAUAAAAUUGACGAUUAAUUUAUAAAAAGGAUUGUACACAAGUAAUACUGCGUUGAAUAAUUUAGUCGUAAGGUAUUGAACGAAGAUUUUACUCGUAGAUUAUUUAUUAAGUGUGUUAAAAGUGUUUUCGUAAGCCAUACGAAUAUUAUCUUUUUGUAUUUAUCCUAUUUUUAUACCUUAGCUAAUCUAAGGCAUAGAAAUGUCAAAAAUUUCCAAAAGUGGUUUCGGGCACUUAUAUUAUUUCCGAUCCAACGAUUUUAUUUGCCACUAUGAGGCACCGAAUGUAAGAAAUCUUCAUAAUCAUUUUCUGAUUAACUUGAGACUACAUAAUAACUUAACCAACCUUUUUUUUAAUUUAAAGGCUAACGAAUUUCACGAAGUUAUUCUCAGUACGAGACUCUCUAAUCUCCAAUUAGAGUUAGCAAAAAGAAAUGUAAAGAUAUUUUUAUACUUGUGUAUUACGAAUAAUUAAUAAGUUCUAACAAGCAAGUGAUACCAUUGUUGCAAUAUUAGUAUGUAAGCUUUAACAGGCUUUGCAAACAGAAAAAAUAAUUGUAUUUCGCAAAUAUCUUUUCUGUUGCGUUUUUUAUUUUGUUUUUAAUAAAAUCUGUUGCUUA
Molecule: messenger RNA, 4222 nt
Organism: Pieris rapae (cabbage white)
Lineage: Eukaryota; Metazoa; Arthropoda; Insecta; Lepidoptera; Pieridae
Gene: f
Product: espin
Exons: 15
Coding region: 171-3587 (1138 amino acids)
Biological process (GO): actin filament bundle assembly
Cellular component (GO): cytoplasm
Molecular function (GO): actin filament binding
Source: RefSeq, a predicted model, not a curated record